CUUCCAAACGGGAUAAAUCUGGACCCGUUUUCCAGACACCGUCGAUCAGACCUGAGAGUCACUAUCAUCACAGCCUUUUUCUCACUUCACUCUUCUGCAUGUUCAGGUGCAAAACGGCGUCGUUCCGCAUUCCAUCAACGCUCUCUCCAGAUGCAUGCUUCUUAUUACCGGCCUUGGUAAAGAUAUGUAUCUUGGACAUGCUGUUGGUUUUAAUGCUGCCAUCUUCACCUUCCAGUAAUGGUUGCAUUCCACUUUAUAAGAUAGAACUAACGUUUUCUUUAUACUCCAUUCUUUUGCUGAGAAGACACAGGAAGAGAACAUUUUUAAGCUGGAGCAUUAUCUUAGAAUUGUUUAUGGCUGAUGAAAAGAUUAUCUUAUGGAGUUAUGAUUCCCAAAGCUUGAUAUCGAAUUUUUUGUUAUUGUCUUGGUCUUUGGCACUUUGGCACUUGCUAGUCUACCGGAAUCUUUGCAACUUGUUGACUCGGGUGUAUCAACAUUUGGAUUUAACUGCCAGCCUUUGGCCGGUCCAAGCUGGGGGGGUGGGGGCGGGUGGGUGGUGGUCAAACAUAGAGGAAAAUAUCACCGAAUGA
Vitis riparia (riverbank grape) is the source of this 590-nucleotide messenger RNA. RefSeq lists its product as uncharacterized. The record is from RefSeq and is a predicted model, not a curated record. The transcript is spliced from 3 exons. The coding region runs from base 99 to 590 and encodes 163 amino acids. NCBI's taxonomy places the organism in Eukaryota, Viridiplantae, Streptophyta, Magnoliopsida, Vitales, Vitaceae.